AAAAUACUUUAGUUUUUACACAAACAUUACGAAGGAAAAUUAAUAAAUACGUAAACUUGCAAAUUGUGAUUGAUGACUAAAUCCAUUACUUAUUUUUCAUUCAUUAAUUUCUCAGUCAUUGAAUAUGUCACUUUGGUCAUGGGGUGCCAACUCUCACGGUCAAUUAAGCAUCGGUGAAACUAACGAACAAGUUAAAACUCCUACCAAAGUGGUAUAUGAAUGUUGUAACAGUCAUGGAGUGCAACAAGUUGCCUGUGGAGGUGGUCAUAGUCUUCUGCUAGACAAAGAUUGCAAACUGUUUUCAUGUGGCUGGAACAAUAAAUUACAGCUCGGCAAGGAAAAUGAAACUGAAAUGUUUGAGAGAGUGUGGAAAUUAAGUGGUAUAAAAUUUACUAACAUUGUGUGUGGCUGGGAUUUCAGUUGUGCUGUGACUGAUGACAACUUUCUCUUUGUAUGGGGAUCUAACAGUCAUGGCCAACUUGGAUUACCAAAAGAAUACUUUACAGACAUACUGAAACCCAUUAGGUUACAAGUCAAUGCAUGUUCCGUGUCCAUGGGAUUGAGACACACAGCUAUUGUAAACUCUAAAGGUGAAGUAUGGGUCACAGGAUGUGGGAAACAUGGACAACUUGGCUUGGGUGAAGAAAAUUUACAAUCUGAUAGGUUUCAAAAUGUUCAAAAAGUUGGUAAAAUAACUCACAUUGUAUGUGGGCAAAACCAUACAGCAGCAUGGUGUACAGAAGAAAACGCUCUAUAUGUUUGGGGAGACAAUAAGCAUGGGCAACUGCUACUCAGCCCUGAGAAGUAUAAAAAGAUUUACACCCCACAGAAAAUUGAUAUUGAUGUGAAACAAGGAAUUAGGAAACUUUUGAGCGGCUGGACAAACAUGUUGCUGUGGCUUGAGAAUGGAACAUUACUUUGUUGGGGAAGGAACAGUUAUGGUCAACUAGGCACUGAGCAGCCUUUUGUGGGGAAAAUCAUUAAGGUUAAUCUACCAGAUAAUAGAGUGAUUCAAGAUAUAGCACUUGGAUCAGAACAUACAAUAUGUUUGGCUACAGACAACACUCUGUGGGCUUGGGGUUGGAAUGAGCAUGCCAACACAGGCACUGAUUCAGCGGAACAUGUGUUUCUGCCGACUCGGGUCCUUUUAGACAUUAAACCUAGUGAAAGAAUAACACAGAUUUAUUCUGGGGGAGCUCACAACUUCAUAUACAUUGAAGAUGCUAAUCAAGAAGUGGAACAAGAAAUGGAAACAUCAUUAGAUUGUGAUUGAAGUUCUGUAAGAACUUACACAAACUCUCUAGUCAUACUUUUCAAGUAUUACUUAUUUUGAUUUUUAUGGUGCUAUACCAGUUUUAAUUGAUUAUAAGUUUUUGAUAGUUAUGUCACUUUCAUGAAUAAAAUAGCAUAUUUCUUAAGACAACAAUGAAAUGUUUAGUGAUCAAUGUUAUCUUAUGACUAUAUUCUAUUAUUUUUACUGUAUGACAAUAAAUAAAACAU
Messenger RNA from Leguminivora glycinivorella, 1500 nucleotides. RefSeq names its product secretion-regulating guanine nucleotide exchange factor-like. Gene Ontology annotation, molecular function: guanyl-nucleotide exchange factor activity. Bases 125 to 1273 code for a protein of 382 amino acids. The transcript is spliced from 3 exons. Gene Ontology annotation, cellular component: cytoplasm. The record is from RefSeq and is a predicted model, not a curated record. NCBI's taxonomy places the organism in Eukaryota, Metazoa, Arthropoda, Insecta, Lepidoptera, Tortricidae.